Messenger RNA from Tyto alba (common barn owl), 1773 nucleotides. RefSeq names its product STIP1 homology and U-box containing protein 1 (gene STUB1). NCBI's taxonomy places the organism in Eukaryota, Metazoa, Chordata, Aves, Strigiformes, Tytonidae. Gene Ontology annotation, biological process: protein polyubiquitination; cellular response to misfolded protein; protein quality control for misfolded or incompletely synthesized proteins. Bases 104 to 1036 code for a protein of 310 amino acids. The transcript is spliced from 7 exons. Gene Ontology annotation, cellular component: Z disc; cytoplasm. The record is from RefSeq and is a predicted model, not a curated record. Gene Ontology annotation, molecular function: protein-folding chaperone binding; ubiquitin protein ligase activity.
GGGGCGGGGGCGGCUGUCGCAGUGCGCGGCCGGAGCCAGAGGAGCCGCCGGCCCCAGCGGGCCGGGCCGGGCCGGGCCGGGCCGGGCGGUGCCGGGAGGCGCCAUGAAGGGGAAGGAGGAGCGGGAGGGCGGCGCGGCGGGGCCCGGAUCGGCGGGGCCGGGCGCGGGGGGCGCCAGCCCCGAGAAGAGCCACAGCGCGCAGGAGCACAAGGAGCAGGGAAACCGGCUGUUCGGCGGCCGCAAGUACCCCGAGGCCGCCGCCUGCUACGGCCGCGCCAUCAACCGCAACCCCUUGGUGGCCGUCUACUACACCAACCGAGCCCUCUGCUACCUGAAGAUGCAGCAGCACGACAAGGCGCUGGCCGACUGCAAGCGAGCCCUGGAGCUGGACGGCCAGUCGGUGAAGGCUCACUUCUUCCUGGGCCAGUGCCAGAUGGAGAUGGAGAACUACGACGAGGCCAUCGCCAACCUGCAGAGAGCCUACAACCUCGCCAAGGAGCAGCGGCUGAAUUUCGGGGACGACAUCCCCAGCGCGCUGCGCAUCGCCAAGAAGAAACGCUGGAACAGCAUCGAGGAGAAGCGGAUUAACCAGGAGAACGAGCUGCACUCCUACCUGACCAAGCUGAUCAUGGCGGAGAAGGAGAGGGAGCUGGCCGAGUGCCGAAAGACUCAGCAGGAAGAAAACGCGGACGAGAGCCGGAGCCGAGUUCAGCUGGCCAGCAUUGAGGCCAAACAUGACAAAUACCUGGCGGACAUGGACGAGCUCUUCUCUCAAGUGGAUGAGAAGAGGAAGAAACGGGACAUCCCUGACUACCUGUGUGGGAAGAUCAGUUUUGAGCUGAUGAGGGAGCCCUGCAUCACGCCCAGCGGGAUCACCUACGACAGGAAGGACAUUGAGGAACAUCUCCAGCGCGUGGGUCAUUUCGAUCCGGUGACGCGGAGUCCCCUGACCCAGGACCAGCUGAUCCCCAACCUCGCCAUGAAGGAGGUGAUAGACGCGUUCAUCUCGGAGAACGGCUGGGUGGAGGAUUACUGAGGGACCAAGGGGGCAGCGCUGGCCCACCCGGCUCCUCCCAGCCACGGCGGCACAGACGGCUCUUGCUGGGCUGGCACCAUGCCUUACUCGCUCUCCAGCUGUUCCCCCUCCACUCCGGGUGCCCAGAGACCCAGCGGCAGCGCUGGGCGAGGGCACGUCGCCCAUCUCCCCAUCCUGAGGAGCCGCAGUGGCUGGGCGGGCACAGAGGCUCCCCGGGCUCCCCUCUCCGCCAGCUCCUCGCAGACCACAGCACUCGGAAGAAGACCUGCCUGGUGGGUUGGAGAAGACUGGCUUGUCGAGGUGGCCUGGAAGGUCACACCAGCGUCUUCGUCGUCCAGACAGCAGGUUCCCCCUUGGCUACGGCAGCUGACAAUCCCAAAUGAUCACGGCCUGCUCCGGGGAGGUGCCGCGAGGAGCUUGCCAGGGUGAGCACCUGGUGUCGGUCGGGCCCGGUGCCCUCCCUGUGUAUAUAGUUGUUUCCUCCUCCUUCCACCUCCUGCCUGGCCAGGGACAAGGUCCUCCUCUUCCCUGUAACCAGCCACUUGCCGGGAUGGGAGAUCAACGUUCCCGCUGCGGAUGCUGACUCGCUCUCUGGCUUUUCCUGGGAAACAACUGCCCCUGGGCUGGAAGGGGCUGGCUCACACCUCCCCUCGCCUGCUGGGACCGUGGUUCCCUGUGAACAACUGCUCGGGUUAAAAUUCUUCCUUUUAACAAAAUCCCUUAAAAAAACAACCCCC